This is a messenger RNA of Gadus chalcogrammus (walleye pollock), 3080 nucleotides long. Its product is annotated as ras-related protein Rap-2b-like. Gene Ontology annotation, molecular function: GTP binding; GTPase activity; GDP binding. Gene Ontology annotation, biological process: negative regulation of cell migration; Rap protein signal transduction. Gene Ontology annotation, cellular component: plasma membrane. The transcript has a single exon. Lineage: Eukaryota; Metazoa; Chordata; Actinopteri; Gadiformes; Gadidae. The coding region runs from base 1356 to 1904 and encodes 182 amino acids. The record is from RefSeq and is a predicted model, not a curated record.
GUUUUAUUGCAAUAUGAAUGUAUUUAUGUGGUGUGUGUUUGUCUGUUUUUAAUCCCAAACAGUUUUACUGAUUGAAGAAAUAAACCUUGAGGGAAAUGCACCACUGUUGCGUAAUGUAGUAACAUGAGCGUAGGAAUCGUCCCAUUGAUUAUAAUAGUACAUCCGCACUGAUAUUAGAAAAAGGAUGGUUUAAAGUGCACUCAAGAUAUAUAUGUAUUUUGUUCUGUGUUGUUGCUGUUGGUUAUAGUGUAACCAAUUAUUAAGUAUCUAUAACUAUAAGACAUGGAAAUUAUGUUUUCAUGUUUGAACUAUUACAGCCAUAGGCUGAUAACUCCCCUUUCCCAACCAACUGGUUGAUUGCCUUAUUGGAAUAUUGUAUUAUAUACAUGCAGGCUAUAGGCGGUCAUAUAUUAUAGGGCAGCCUGUAAGACCUAAUCUGCAGUCAUGAUGGAAGUUUGGGGAUUUGUUAAGUUGUAAAAUAGACUUUGAUAACAUUCAAUGUUUUAUGAUUACACCUCCCCAAUUGAUUGUUAUAUUUCAUACAAUUUCUGAUUUCUCAACCAACUGGAUGAUUGCAUUACAGCGAUAUUGUAUGGUAAGAUAUGUCCAGGCUAGUCCAAUAGCCUAUUAUAUUAUAGGUCAUGCUAAUGCAUAUGCACUGCAGUCAUGAUGGAGAUCCAUCAUGACUGCAUCAUUAUUUGAUAUAUUGCAUACCAUUAGUUUACAUUUGGAAGUUUUGGGAAACGUUCAGUUGUAAAAUAGACAUAGUUAUUUAAUGUAUUUAACAACUUCCAAAUUGGUCAGCCAGUCAGUUGCAUUCAUUCAAAUGAAUGGUAGCGACAUCUUGAGGCCACUCAGUUGAUUCAUAGGGAUUUCUUCUCACAGUAAUCAGUAAUGUCAAACAGGUCAGAUCGCCGUGGACAAGCAUGCGCACUAUCUUUUCCCAUAAAUCCACUGACUGGGCGACUUCUUACUGCAGGUUUCGGAUGACUACGCCUUUAAGAAAGCGGAACUAUGCGCUGGCUUCUGACGCGAGUUGCCUUGCGCUGAAAAUGUGGGCAGGAAACGCCGAGCAAGAAGGGAGAAGUGAUCACGCUUUUUCAGCACCGUUGCACAAUAUAGGCAAUCAAAUGUGCGUCGUUUUCCGCCGCUUAUAUUAAGGAACGGCCCUUCUUCUCGCCAUUUGUGGUCUUUGGGCGAUACACCGUACCCCCGCGAGCUCGACCGGCGACAGACCGCGUUGGUAUCCGAGCGCCAGGGCUGGUUUCCCGUCCUGCUCGGUUCGACAACAUAGGGGCGGCCAGCGGGUGGGAAAAAGGAUUCGUGGAAAGGAGGUGCCUUAUUUCCGACCAGCCAUGAGGGAGUAUAAAGUGGUUGUUUUGGGAUCGGGUGGAGUCGGUAAAUCUGCAUUGACUGUCCAAUUUGUGACGGGGUCCUUCAUCGAGAAAUACGAUCCCACGAUAGAGGAUUUCUACAGAAAGGAGAUAGAAGUCGACUCGUCUCCGUCGGUCUUGGAAAUCCUGGACACUGCGGGGACCGAGCAGUUCGCCUCCAUGCGAGAUCUCUACAUCAAAAACGGGCAGGGUUUUAUUUUGGUCUACAGCCUGGUGAACCAACAGAGUUUCCAAGACAUCAAGCCGAUGAGGGAUCAGAUCAUCCGCGUCAAGAGAUACGAGCGUGUGCCGAUGAUCUUGGUCGGAAACAAGGUAGACUUGGAAGGCGAGCGAGAGGUCUCUUCCGGGGAGGGGAAGGCGCUGGCUCAGGAGUGGAAUUGCCCGUUUAUGGAAACUUCUGCCAAAAAUAAAGGAUCCGUCGAUGAGCUGUUUGCAGAGAUCGUCCGACAGAUGAACUAUUCCACUGUUCCCAGCGGCAGCGACCAGUGCUGCUCUUGUGUGUUGCUCUAAAAGGACACUGUCGGUAGCCAUCUGUGUUGUUAAAGCGUAGGCCUCUGUCGAACCCUAGUUCACAACUUCUUGAUAACCCAUGAUGUGUUUUCUGGUCGCAGGCUUCGCGAGUAUUUUUUCUUUUACACUGUUGUCUUAUUGCACACAAAAGAAAUUGACGGCAGCAGCAAAAUGAUUAUGUAAAUAGUCUGGAAAGUGUUUACAUGACAAAGUACUUGAAUGUUAACGAUUUUUAUAGCUUUGUAUAUGACACUUCUCUGGAAAUGUGCCUCAAUGGGAAUGUCUUGUGAACCUAGGAGAAACGCUUAAUGUUUUGUUUAUGGACAGUGAUGUUUUUGAUUUUGAUCUUUGAGUAGAACUGUUAAGUCUUCUUGGGUGGAACCAUUUGUACAGAGAUGGGAUUUUCUUCCCACCUACUCUGGCAGAACUGGGGUUGGUCAUUAUUGGGCGGGGUGGGGGUGCAUCUUACUUUGGGCUUACAUGGUUCAUACGCCCUAAAACUACAGAAAUGGGGCUGUUUGGAUAUGCUCAUAAGACUAUCAAGCAAACAAGCACCAGUCAAGCCUUGCAUUUAGUCUCUGGAACCAAAACAUCCAAGUAUGAAUCAUGAGACAUCAGGCCUCCGCCACCACCUUAAGAAACCGUGCUACAGAGGAUCAACAGUAUGUGGCGUUACAGAUAGCCUAUAUACCCCCACACCCCUAACCCCUCUUCCUGGUAUGGUGAAAGUGGACUUCUUCUACUAACUGAACUUGCACUUAGCUGACGGUUUUCCUGGGUGUGCAGUGCGGAACGUGGACCUUUUGUAGUGCAGUGUUGUGGCGGCAUGGGGAGAAACGGGGCUCCCAUGUUAAGUGCCUUCCUAUAAAACAAUAUUCCUGUGACUGUGCCAACAGAUGAGCCCGUGUACUUCUGCAGUGCGUCUUAAUGGCAAUCAUAGAACCCUUAUCCGCAUUUCUCCUGUUUUUCAGAUAACAUUAGUGUUUGUUCGAUUCCCAAUCGGGAGUCAAAGUGAACAGAGCCUCUUCCCUGUUUAUUUUCUCCCCCUUGUUUUAAGGUUCUGUGGCGGUUGGGACAUUCAGCUCAACAACAGGCCGAAUGCUUCAGAUCUGUCCUUUUUAUUCUUCUGGUGGUAUUAGUGGGCCACAAAGUAUGAAACCCUCGACAACCACAUGA